CCCUAGAGCCGCCCUUGUAUAUCGUAGUAGUUCAAAGUAAUUCAGCUGGUUAGCGAGCAAAUCAAAUGGACUCAACAAUAGACCCACGGUGUACACAUGCACGCGCCAUCACAACAGGCGCGGCGAAAGCCAACCGUGCAGUCCUCAACAACCUCAUCACUCUCUACUCCAAAUCCAAUCUCCCUUCACACGCCGUCCGUGUUUUCCAGUCAAUCCCAUCACCCAAUGUCGUUUCAUUUACAGCGCUUCUCACAUCCGCAUUCUCCAAUUCCCCACUCUCCGCCUUUCGUCAUUUUAUUUCCAUGAUCCGCCGUCAAAUCCUCCCCAAUGGCCAUACUUUAACCUCCCUUCUCAAAACUUGCGCCUCUCUUCCUGCUCUCACCUUCGGGCUACAACUCCAUUCCCUUGCUAUCAAAUUGGGUUUCUCUUCAGAGCCGUUUACGGCGUCAGCUCUUGUGUCGUUGUACUUUAAAACUGGGUUGUCAGGUAAUGCGAAAAGGGUGUUCGAUGAAAUGUCUGUCAGAGAUGAGGUUUGUUUCUCGUCCGUUAUUGUUGGGCUUGCUCGGAACUCUAAGCCUAUGGAUGCUUUGUCGUGUUUUGUUGAAAUGAGGAGAAGUGGUGUGGCAUCUACUAUGGUUAGUGUUUCUAGUACUCUGCGGGCAGCAUCUGAUGUGGCUAUGCUUGAGCAAUGUAGGAUUAUUCAUGGGCACGCGAUGGUAACGGGACUUAAUUUGAAUGUUAUUGUAGGCAGUGCAUUGAUUGAUGGGUAUGGGAAAUGUGGGCUUUUGGGGAACGCUCGUGGAGUGUUUGAUGAGCUAGAAAUGGAACUCAAUAUUGUUGGGUGGAACGCAAUGAUGGCAGGGCAUGCUCAACAAGGUGAACACGGCAAUGUCAUAGAACUUUUCACUUUGAUGGAAGAACGAGGAAUGGUGCCGGAUGAGUACAGUUUCUUAGCUAUCUUGACAGCAUUUUACAAUGCAGGUUUAGUUGAAGAGACUGAGAUAUGGUUCAGGAGGAUGACGGAAGAGUAUAGCUUGGAGCCAUGUCUCGAGCACUAUACGUGUUUGGUAGGUGCAUUGGGGAAAGCAGGGCGUCUGGAGGAGGCAGAGCGGAUUGCUUUAUCAAUGCCUUUUAAGCCGGAUGCAGCUUUAUGGCGAGUAUUAUUGUCUAAAUGUGCCUAUCACGUGAAUAUGGAUAUUGCGUGGAGGAUGAGUGAUAGGUUGUUGCACAUUAACCCAAUGGAUGAUUCGGCUUAUGUGAUUUUGGCAAAUGCAUAUGCGAGUGCAGGGAGGUGGGAUGAGGUGAGGGAGGUGUGGAAGAGAAUGAAGGAUAAGAAAGUGAGGAAGGAAGGUGGGAAGAGUUGGAUUGAAACCCAUGGAGAGGUUCAUGUGUUUUUAGCGGGUGAUAGGAGACACGAGAGGGCUGAUGAGAUUUAUGCUAAGUUAGCAGACUUAAUGGAAGAGAUUGAGAAAUUGGGUUAUGUGCCCGUAUGGGCUGAAAUGUUGCAUGAAGUAGAAGAGAAGGAAAAGAAGAAAGCACUUUGGUAUCACAGUGAGAAGUUGGCAUUGGCAUUUGGGUUGUUGAAUGGGACAACACCACCUGGGAAAGCUUUGCGGAUUGUGAAGAAUUUGAGAAUUUGCAGGGAUUGUCACGAGGCAUUUAAGUAUAUUAGUAGACUUAUUGAGAGAGAGAUUAUAGUGCGGGAUGUUAACAGAUACCACAGGUUCUUGAAUGGAAGCUGCAAUUGUGGAGAUCAAUGGUAAGUUAUUGAGAAGAAAUUUGAGUAACCAUCUCUGUUGAGGAGCAACAGCAACAGCCAGAAUGCACUUAGUACUCUCAUUAAUCAUCUCUUACAUCUCCAGCUUUUAGUAAUUGUGAUACUGUUUGGAUCUUGAUUUGGCAGUACUACCAAAAGUAGUAUCGGCAAGGGAUGGUGGGAAUUCUGAUGUGGAUAUUGAUUAUCUUUUAGAAAUUAGAUUAUAGGCUAACUGAAUAUGAUUCCAGGGAAAAGAGUUGCAUUGCUAAAAAAUUAUUUAGUUUCAUCAAGAACCUUCAAAGCUAGCGUUGUUGUAUUUGCAACAAUAUUAGGUGGCAACUUUACUAUAGUUCGACAAAAUGGCUCAUAUAUGCAGCUUGGGUUAGACAGAUCUGGUAUUCCUGAAAUUACUUCUCGAUCAAAAAUCAUUCAAGAGUUAAUAUCAGAAAUUCAUGAAAUCUUAGAUGCUUGAACACAUUGCCAAAAGUUGCAUGGCAGCAAUGUUACAAAUGGAGGCAGUGCAACUAUCCAGGCUAACAGAGUUAUGAUCAAAGAGCCCUGGUUCCAUGAAACUGCAUUACCUAGUUGUUUGGAAGGUGUAACAAGAGAAGGGAAGUCUUCUGUUAGAUUGUGGUGAAGGAACAUUGGGACAGCUCAAAAGAAGAUUUGGUAUUGAAGGUGCUGAUGAAGCCGUAAAAGGUUUAAGGUGUAUUUGGAUUUCUCAUAUUCAUGCUGAUCAUCACACUGGUCUUGCA
This is a messenger RNA of Nicotiana attenuata, 2511 nucleotides long. RefSeq names its product putative pentatricopeptide repeat-containing protein At5g52630. Gene Ontology annotation, molecular function: RNA binding; zinc ion binding; protein binding. Gene Ontology annotation, biological process: RNA modification. Lineage: Eukaryota; Viridiplantae; Streptophyta; Magnoliopsida; Solanales; Solanaceae. The record is from RefSeq and is a predicted model, not a curated record. The transcript has 3 exons. The coding region runs from base 66 to 1763 and encodes 565 amino acids.